Arabidopsis arenosa is the source of this 816-nucleotide messenger RNA. Lineage: Eukaryota; Viridiplantae; Streptophyta; Magnoliopsida; Brassicales; Brassicaceae. The record is from the annotation of a GenBank genome assembly.
ACUUGUGCUUUUAAACGGUGUCAUUUAAUCGUUAUCCAAGUUUUAUCGUCAUCUGUCGAACGGAUAGGACGAAGAAGAAGAAACAAGUGUGAAAGUUGCAGAGCAAGAAAAAAAUGGCAACCAUGUCUGCUCUUCAGAGCUCUUUUACUUCUCUUUCUCUAUCUCCCAACUCUUCCUUCCUCGGCCAGCGUUUACUUUCCCCGAAUUCCCUCUCCGUUGCUUCUCCGGUCAAGCCCGCGGAGAACCCAUGUCUUGUUCUUGCAAAGCUCAAGCGUUGGGAACGAAAAGAAUGCAAACCAAACAGUCUUCCGAUUCUGCACAAAAUGCAUGUCAAGUUUGGAGAUACGGUGAAAGUGAUAUCUGGACGCGACAAGGGUAAAAUCGGAGAGGUCACUAAGAUCUUCACUCACAACAGUACCAUUGUGAUCAAAGAUGUUAACCUCAAAACAAAACACAUGAAGAGCAAAGAAGAGGGAGAACCUGGUCAAAUUGUUAAGAUAGAAGCACCUAUCCACAGCUCAAAUGUGAUGUUGUAUUCAAAAGAAAAAGACGUAGUAAGCCGGGUGGGUCACAAGGUGCUUGAAGAUGGACAGAAGGUAAGAUAUCUGAUCAAAACAGGGGAACUUAUCGACACCAUUGAGAAGUGGAAGCAACUUAAGGAGGCUAAGGAUAAAGAAACCACCCAAGUUGCAGUUACCUCCGCAUCUUAGCGUCUCAUUUCUUUCUUCUUCAGUGCACUUUUGAUAUAAUAGACCUAUGCAUUGGAUGGAUGUAUUGAAUCCCUUUUAAGGUAAAUUAUAAAAUUUCUGCCUCAUA